ACAAAAGGAGGAAAACACUCGAUCUGCUUGGACAAUUGCAAGAAGGGCGUCCAGUGUCGGAAAGGAGAAGACUCGAGUCUAUCCAGUGCUAGCUAGCAUCAGUCAAGUCAUACCUCCUUUACCUUGUCAACAAUAGGUGUUGAGAGAUCCAGCUCCUGUUCUCUCUAUUUAGUUGUUGAAAGGAACCACUCAGCACAUCCACUCAGUCCAUCGAUCUCCAAGCAUCGAAGAAAAAAUGGAUCCGGAAACCAUCCUGGUGCCGGACGUUCCAGCCCACUUACGAGAUGCAAAUCAUGCGUGCAAUCGACCCAAACGAACGCUGCUCUCCGUGACGACUACCAAGCCGUCCACCAAUGCCAUGACGGCAGGAGCAGUGGCCAUGGUAGAUCCACAAGUAGGAUCGGUGGCGUCGUCGCUCACCAUUUCCGGAGAUUUGGCAUCCACCACGGCAGCGUCUCAACAGCAACAACAACUGGGUGUCUGCUCGAUUUCCCCCUUUCCGUUGCUCAAAUUCUCCAACGCACCGUUGGCCAUGGCAUAUGCCGCAAAAAACAACAAGGACUGUAUGGCCAUGUUGGUUUCCUUGCAUCCGUCGCAUCCCAAGGUACACUGGAAGGCAAGACUGCCAGAAGCCACUCUGUCGACAAUACUACGACUAUCUCCCUGUGGCCACUAUGCCAUUGCCGGAGGAAACUCGGGGUGUCUCUAUAUAUGGUAUACGCUAUCCGGAGAAUUGAUACAAACCGUCCGUAGAGCACAUUACCGCGCCAUUAGUGCCAUGUGUUUUGUGGGCGAUAAUGGGAGAUUCCUAGUGACGGGAGGACAGGAUGGAAUGGUACACUUAUGGGCUCUGCGUGAUAUGGUACAGUCCUCCUCCCAGCAAGUCUUGCCCAUUCGAACCUGGGCACAACACGCUGUACCCAUUACCGCCGUCGCGGCACUCUCGGAGAGUAGAGUGGUGUCGGCAUCGCAAGAUGGAAUGAUUUUGGUGUUGGAAACAUUUUCCGAACAAGUCUUGGCACAAAUACAAUUGCCACAAGGCGUGUCCAGCUUGACGAUACGACAUCAACGAAUCUAUGCCGGGGGACAGCUGGGGACCAUUUUCUGUUUGGAUAUGGAUCAGUACAGUCUGCAUCAGACGAUACAGUUGGGAGCUCGUGUGAGUAGUGCAUCCGAUAGUACACCCGCUGCAAGUCAACAUCAGCAACAAUUAUCCUAUCAAACAACCCUGACCGGACAUUCAGAGGCAGUGACUGCCAUGGCUGCUUGGCGCGACCAAGCCACUCAUACCGAGUAUGUCGCCAGUGGGGAUGCCAUGGGCACCUUGCGGAUAUGGGAUGUCGAUUCCAGAGUCUGUGUUCGCAUUGUGCAGCCGUGGAAUGCCACCAAUAGCAACACUUCCGUGAGUGACAAGAAGAAAGCGGGCCAACAGCAUUCCAUUGCCAGUGUGACCGUCAUUGAGUUGCCCGAUGAAGAGUCCAAUGCUGGCCAAAGUAGUAAUGAUCAAGGCAUGUUUGCAACGAAAAGGCAUCGAGGAGCCAAGUCCAGAUCAACGGCACUUCCCGAACUGCUGCCGCCCUUGCAAAAGUAUCCCACGCCUCCACCAGAUUCAGGGCAGGUGAAAUGGACUCCCGUUAUGCUCUGGCAAAGCAACAUGACACAACCUAGUACCAAGAAUAAACAGGCUAGGGCUGAUAUUGCCUUGGAAAAGGCAGAACGCUUCGUGAAUCCAUGGCGAAAACGGGCAUCCGAGAGAAUCGACACAAGCUCCAACAAGAAAAUGACAUCCGACAAACAACCGUCCAUUGAGAGGGGUGAUGAUGAUGGUGACGCCAUGGACACGACAGGCAACAACAAAGAUCAAGAAGGAGAAUUGCAACGUCUACGAGAACAAUUAUUGGCUGCUGAAAAGGGCAAAGACGAAGAGCUCCAGCGAUUACGGCAACAGCUUGAAGAAUCCAACUCUACAAUUGACAGGUGGCAAAAGGUCAACAAUGAGCUCGUGGCGAAACUGAAGAAGAAAUCAAGCUAGUUGGCUUUGCACAGGAUGGUGCUUUUGACGGAGCUAAGUCUUGUCGAUGGUGCGGCAAUGGUGCAGAAAGUGAUUGCUGAAAGCAGCCGUCCGCGGACGCUAUUAACCACUCAUCCUUCUCAGGUGCGCUCAGGUGCGAGGUACAAUGUACCGGUACAUGAGACAGCAUGCGAGACUGUGAAAGAUGGCAUUCGAUCGAAUUCCGGUUUGUUUGAUGCUUCAAAUGUAUGACCUGUAGAAAAUGUCAUUAUUUGAUCUUAUAAAAAACUCUAAUCUAAAUCCUGUGGUAUCGUUCGCACA
Messenger RNA from Seminavis robusta, 2332 nucleotides. The record is from the annotation of a GenBank genome assembly. NCBI's taxonomy places the organism in Eukaryota, Bacillariophyta, Bacillariophyceae, Naviculales, Naviculaceae.